Molecule: messenger RNA, 6894 nt
Organism: Chelonia mydas (Green sea turtle)
Lineage: Eukaryota; Metazoa; Chordata; Testudines; Cheloniidae
Gene: ATP10B
Product: ATPase phospholipid transporting 10B (putative)
Exons: 23
Coding region: 203-4633 (1476 amino acids)
Biological process (GO): phospholipid translocation
Cellular component (GO): plasma membrane
Molecular function (GO): ATP binding; ATP hydrolysis activity; ATPase-coupled intramembrane lipid carrier activity
Source: RefSeq, a predicted model, not a curated record
AGCCUACAACUGGGGAUCAUUUGCAGAGUGCCUACCUUUUCUCUUGCACUUGGCAGCUCCUUAACCCAGCAGGGAAACAAUAGGCAGCAGCCUGCUUUCUUAGCGCCUGACAGCCGCCCACUCCUACCUGGGAGCUGCCUGCUCCUACACUAAACCUCCCCCUGGAUGAGUUGCUCCUAGGAGCCGUACCUUGCUACUGUGGAUGGCUUUGUCAGUGGACUCAGCUUUGUAUCGUUGUCAGCGGCUGGCUGCCGAAGGUUCCGCCUGGACUCAAUCGGAAUCAACACCUCUGCUGUCUUCUGUCAGAAAGAGGCUGAGAUACAACUUGAACAAAUGGAGGAUUGUGUUUCCCAACAAUAAGAGACUUCAAAAAGAUUGGGAGAAGGUUUCUAGGUUUUAUUCUGGAAAUGGGAUACAGACCACGAAAUACACCUUGCUCUCCUUUUUGCCUCGAAACCUCUUUGAACAGUUUCACAGGUUGGCUAAUCUCUAUUUCUUCUUCCUGGUUGUCCUAAACUGGUUCCCACAAGUGGAAGUUUUCCAUAGGGAGAUCACGAUGCUACCUUUGGGUGUGGUGCUGCUAGUAAUCAUGGUUAAGGAUGGCACUGAAGACUGCAGGAGAUACAGAUUUGAUAAGGCGAUAAACUCCUCUAAAACCAAAGCAUAUGAUGAGAAAGAAAGCGACUAUGUUGAGAAGUGCUGGAAAGAUGUGCGAGUGGGAGACUUUGUGCAGCUGCAAUGUAACGAGAUCAUCCCAGCUGAUAUCCUGUUACUGUACUCCUCCGAUCAGAAUGGGAUCUGUCACUUGGAGACUGCAAACCUCGAUGGGGAGACCAAUCUUAAACAAAGACAAGUUGUGAAAGGGUUCUCUAAUCAGAACACUCCAUUUGAUCCAGAAUUUUUCCAAAAUACCAUAGUCUGUGAAAAGCCAAAUAAUGAUCUCAAUAAAUUCAAAGGUUACAUGGAGCAGCCUGAUCACAAACGGAUUGGUUUUGGAAGUGAAAGCCUUUUGCUUCGUGGCUGUACAAUCAGAAAUACUGAGAUUGCAAUAGGAAUUGUCAUUUAUGCAGGUCAUGAAACCAAGGCCAUGCUGAAUAACAGUGGGCCGCGCUACAAACGCAGCAAGAUAGAACGGCGCAUGAACAUUGAUAUUUUCUUUUGUGUGGGGCUUCUGUUCAUCAUGUGUCUUAUCGGAGCACUAGGUCAUGGCAUUUGGAAUGGGAAUUUUUCAGAACGCCCACCAUACGAAGUCCCAGACGUGAAUGGCAACUACCUUUCCUCAGCUCUUGCUGGUUUCUACAUGUUCUUGACAAUGAUAAUCCUAUUACAGAUUUUAAUCCCCAUUUCUCUCUACGUGUCCAUCGAGUUCGUCAAGCUGGGCCAAGUUUUCUUAAUUCACAGUGACAUUGAUCUGUAUGAUGAAGAUGUAGAUUUGCCCAUACAGUGCCGAGCCCUAAAUAUCACUGAAGAUCUGGGGCAAAUCCAGUACAUUUUCUCGGAUAAAACUGGGACGCUAACAGAGAACAAGAUGGUGUUUCGGCGCUGUACUGUCGAUGGAAAUGAGUUUUCACAUCAGGAAAAUGCCAAACGCCUGGAGACCCAUAAGGAACUGGACUCAGAUGAUGAAGACUGGGCAAGAUAUCAGCAUUUCGCUCUUCCUGUUAUCAAGAUAGAGAAACCAGACACUUUAAAACAGAAAAACACUAAGCCCAUGAGGAGGUGCCAAAGUGCCCGAGCACGUUUUCAGGGACAUGCAAGGAAGAAAUCAUUGGGGCGUUGUGACAGCCUUCAGUCUCAAGUGGCGUUCAGCAGUACCAUAGAAAAGGAUGUGACCCCUGAUAACAAGCUGUUGAUGAAAGUGAGAAAUGCUGCACUCCAGAUAGAGUCUUCGGCAUCAUUUCCAUCUGCAAAGGAUACCUACUCCUCCACGUCUGUUAUGGACUUUUUUCUUGCACUGGCUAUCUGUAAUACUGUUGUGGUCUCCACAGCAACUGAGCCAAGACAAAGGGUUACAGUGCCACCACUGAUGAAACCAUCAGGGAUCUCCCUGGAGAGGAUUCACCAGCUACUUCAACGGCUAAAAUUAGCAAACCUUGGUCAAUCUUUCUCAUUGACUCAGUCCAGUUCAGACCUCGGAGCAAGUGUUAAUGCAAAGAACAGUAAAGAGAAUCCAGCUGCCACAGACUCCUAUAACAAAGAUGACAUUUCCACCCACACUUGCUCCAACUCAGCAGAUGGUGAUGGUAGAGCAGAUGCAAUGCCCAGGAAAGACAGCAUAGAGAUUGGAGGCGCCUCCCUGGAUGAGGUGUUUGGGUCUGUUAGUGAAGGCCAUUUGCAGCCAGAAUUUUGUUACGAGGCUGAGAGCCCAGAUGAGGCAGCCCUUGUCCAUGCCGCCCGGGCUUACAGUUUCACUUUAAUGUCCAGGACCCCUGAGCAGGUAACUGUGAGGUUGCCACAAGGUACCCUCCUGGCCUUUGACAUACUUUGCACCUUGGGUUUUGACUCAGUCAGAAAAAGGAUGUCUGUGGUGGUGAGGCACCCCUUUACCAAUGAGAUAAUUGUCUACACCAAGGGAGCUGACUGUGUCAUAAUGGAUUUACUGGAAGACCCUGCCAAAGCUGACAUUAAUAUGGGGAGGAAGCUGAUAAGAAUACAUUCUAAAACACAGAAACACCUGGACUGGUAUGCACAAUCUGGCCUGCGAACCUUGUGUAUAGCGAAGAAGGUUUUAAGUGAAGAUGACUUUCAGAAAUGGGCCAAUUUUCGUCGUGAGGCAGAGGCAGCGAUUGACAACAGAGAUGAGCUACUAAUGGACACAGCACAGCAUCUGGAGACCAAACUCACCUUGCUAGGAGCAACAGGGAUUGAAGAUCGGCUGCAAGAUGGAGUGCCCGAUACUAUUGCAGCUCUCUGCGAGGCUGGGAUACAAAUCUGGGUGCUGACUGGAGACAAGCAGGAAACAGCAGUUAAUAUUGCAUAUUCUUGUAAACUUCUGGACCAAAAAGAUACUGUGUUUACCAUUAAUACUGAAAAUAAGGAAACCUGUGAAUCCCUCUUGGAUUUAACAUUGGAAGAAGUAAGGAAGAAUUCUAAUGUUGAAAGGACAAAAAGGAAAUUUUUUGGCAUUAGCCUGUCAUCAUCUUUACCAGCCUCUGUGGCCCCCAGUCCUAACAUUGGACUGGUAGUUGAUGGGAAAACAUUGAACAUCAUUUUCCAAGGAAAGCUGGAAGAGAAGUUUCUGGAGCUGACAAAGUACUGUCGCUCCGUUUUGUGCUGCCGUGCCACUCCUUUGCAGAAGAGCAUGGUGGUCAAACUAGUGCGGAGACAACUAAAAGUCAUGACACUGUCAAUAGGUGAUGGUGCAAAUGAUGUGAGUAUGAUUCAAGCAGCUGAUGUUGGGAUUGGAAUUUCUGGCCAAGAAGGCAUGCAGGCUGUGAUGGCCAGUGACUUCGCAAUAUCUCGAUUUAAACAUCUCAAGAAACUGCUUCUGGUCCAUGGACAUUGGUGCUACUCUCGCUUGGCAAAGAUGGUGAUUUACUUCUUCUACAAAAAUGUGAGCUACGUCAGCCUGCUCUUCUGGUACCAGUUCUUCUGUGGCUUCUCAGGGACCACUAUGAUAGAUUACUGGCAAAUGAUCUUCUUCAACCUCUUUUUCACCUCGAUUCCCCCCAUCCUUUUUGGAAUCCUGGAUAAAGAUAUAUCUGCAGAAACACUCCUAAGUUUGCCAGAACUAUACAAGAGCGGGCAAAAUUCAGAGACCUACAAGCUGUCAACUUUUAUUAUUGCCGUGUUGGAUGCCUUCUACCAGAGUCUCAUCUGCUUCUUUGUCCCUUAUUUGACAUACAAGGACUCUGACACUGAUGUUUUCACAUUUGGAACCCCCAUCAAUACCAUCUCUCUCUUCACAAUUCUCUUGCACCAAGCUCUAGAAAUGAAAACUUGGACACACUUCCAUUGGAUCACAAUGAUUCUAAGUGUUGUGCUUUACUUCGUCUUCUCAGCUAUCUACAAUGCUGUCUGCGUUGUUUGUAAUGAACCCACAAGCCCCUACUGGAUUAUGGAGGAUCAGCUGUCAGAUCCUAGCUUUUAUUUAGUGUGCUUCCUUACACCAGUCGUAGCACUUUUACCAAGGUAUUUUAUAUUGGCCAUGCGAGGAACCUUCAGAGUAUCUCCGAUUCUGAAAGCUCAGCAGCUGGAUAAGCUCCCUAAAGAGCAACGAGACCGGGAAAUCCAGAGGUGGAGGUCAAGAAAACAAGGCAUCCCAACCACAUCUAUGGUAUCACCCAGCGAUGAGGUUGACCAAACCAAUAGUAAUUUACGUGUGUCACAGUUUCUGGGCCAAGCAGCAGUUACACCCCAUGGGAAUAACGAUACCCAGGGACUCUCGACUCCUGAAAUGAAUCACCUCAGGGACUGGAUGCUAAAUGGAGAAGGUAAUUCUUCCACCAGGAGGUGCGCAGGGGAAGAAACUACUGCUGCCAGCUUCUUAGCAAGACCCUGUCCUGGGCAAAAUCUACUUGAUCCCACUAGAAUACCAUCUCCUGGGCCGUUCGCUAGCCAGCUGACAAGUGAUAACGCUGAAGAACUUACCCCUGGAAGCCAUCGGAGGUCUGUGAGCUCAGUGACACUGUAAAAGAUUUGCGGUGGCGGGUGUUUGAACUCUGGACAUAUUGUGCUGCUGCUGUGCGGCCCACAUGGAGGGGGAGUACAGAAGUGGGAGAAAACGUUUCUAUUUAUAUUCAACUGUGAAGCUUUCUAGACAGACAGACACACGGAUUUACAAACCUGCUGGAACAGUGCAACAUAAUCAGUAAUACUUACAUAGCCCAUGUUCAUGUAUCUUUCUGGGGAGGUGGGAGUCACUAGCUGGUUGGUUUUGAUUAACUGGGGGAAUAUGACAUGAGCAUCAGUUAGUCACUGUGAAAUGCACAGUUUGGAUGAAAACCAAAGAUGUUGCUCACCAAGGAACAUUUUCCCUUCACAAUAAUAGUAGUCGAUGUGUUGAUUAAAUGGUAACUACAUGCUUAGUUCAGUGAGAGGGAACCGUCCUCUAGGUCUUGCCUUAAAGCAGCAAAUCCCAUUCCAGCUCCUUUCAAGCUCUGCUGCUUUUCCAAGGGGCACCAGCAACUUAAAAAUCACACUUCUGUCUGACAAUGUGUUAUCUCCUACUGUUACAAGUGAUACCUAAGAUGACUGUAACAGAAAGAAAUUAGAAAAAAUGGUAUAUUUUUCAGUCUGUAUGCUUUAUGCAUGUAACAAUACUGUGUAGAUAGUCAGUUUCACUGCUUCCCUUUUAUAGUCCGUUUCACCCUUUUUGUCUGGGUUGAUCUUCUACACAGCAGUAGAGGGCAGUGAAGAAAAGAUUUUAAUAAAUGGAAAAAUGUGCAUAUAAAAUUACAACAAAAAAAAACUGGCAGGAGAACUUCAAGGGAGGUGUAGGAUUGUAGUUUUGAAAACUACCUAAUAUAAACCAAAAUGUGAAAUAGAAAUAUAUUAACCCUUGCCAAAUUUCAAUUCAAGUAAAUAUUCAACCUAACUAGAAUUCUCCUAGCUUUUUCAUUUGGAGAUAGUGUUCCUCCCUUCUUGCCCUAUACUAUUAUGGAGUGUUGCUGUGUUCUGUCAGACACACAUAAUGUUCUACCCCAGAGCUGGACGCAGUCAAUGAUAGAUGUGAACAUCCCUAUAUGUUUAUCGAUAUUCUUGGGAUUGUUUUGAGUUGAAAGUUGCUGAAGAGAUAGAAAAUAUUUUAAUAGUGAACUAUACAAAUCUAUACCAGAUCUGAGAGUCAGGCAAGUAAAUUACUUUGAAUGUGAGAUAUACAAUACGAAAGGGUGCUAAUCACAUUAUCGUUGUAAUAGCAAAUGGUAAGUAAAAUGUGGUGUGUGUCUUCAAGACUUUUAAAAAAUACAUCUCUAGAUCUUUUUCAAUACCUCAAAGUAAUAAGAAAUAAGAAUAAUCAUAAAUGACUCCAACAUUACUAGCUGUUGCAAUGCAGUGAAUGAUGUCUCUAUUGUUUCUCAUAGAAAUACUGACUUAUUAGCACUAUGUCAAGUUGCAAGAUGUCACAGGAAAAUCUUCACAAUGUGGGGCUUAAACUGAACCCAGUCAUGCACUAAAUCUAUCUUGCCUGGCACCUGUGACUCAACCACUGACUCUCUAUUUUAGAAAUAUUUUUAGCCUUUUAUAUAUGUAUUAUUUUAGCUAAUUUAUUAUGACACAUCACAAUGUGUGAUCCCUUUUUAAUAACCCAUUUAGCAAACACUCAUUUGGCUUUCAGUGUAUUCUGAGGACUACUGUAACUAAUAUCUUCAAGUUGUGGUUACUUUAAAACAAGUGAGGCAGGACUGAAUAUCAUGCCUAGCACUUAGAUUUGUACUAAAACUGUAGCUCAUUUAUAACUGUAACCAGUACAGUAUUGUCUGCUCUGAUGGAAGUAGAAGGCCACUUAGAAAGAGAUUUUGUGUGUGUGAUAUAUGAAUGAAGGGAAUUAGAUGUAGUUGAGAUUUUUGUUAAUGGGAUGUGAGAUUGCUCAGUGGCCUGCUCAGUGGCUAGGAAUGAAUUCUUUGGUGACUAUAUUUGAUAUCAACUCUUUUCCACUCCCAGCAGUGGUUUUAUGUGAUCUAGUCCAUUUUCUCUGAAUUCAGGGAAAUGAGGUGCCAUUCACCAGUUUUUUCUCAUGUAUUUUAUGAUGACAACAUGUGGAAUAUUUCCACUGUAAUAAAAUUGAUACAUUUAUGACUCAGAGUGUUAUUCAUGAUGAGCCUUACGUGAUGGGGGGAAAAGUAAUAAUACCAAGCUCUUUUAUUUCGUGAUUUUAAUCAGCAGAUCUCAAUGUGUUUUAGAAAGAAGGUUAAUAUCAUUAUCCCCAUUUUAAAGAUGGGGAGACUGAGGAAA